Molecule: messenger RNA, 2047 nt
Organism: Chaetomium strumarium
Lineage: Eukaryota; Fungi; Ascomycota; Sordariomycetes; Sordariales; Chaetomiaceae
Product: Oxidoreductase, molybdopterin-binding domain-containing protein
Exons: 4
Coding region: 191-1747 (518 amino acids)
Biological process (GO): sulfur compound metabolic process
Cellular component (GO): mitochondrion
Molecular function (GO): sulfite oxidase activity; molybdenum ion binding; molybdopterin cofactor binding
Source: RefSeq, a predicted model, not a curated record
GCAGCAACCGAGUAACACGCCGAUCGUAACUGCCGAGAAUGAUCUUUGAAUUAGUAGCAGUACAAACUGCUGGGAAACCAUCCCCCGUUCCCAUCUCCUCAGUUGACUGGCCCAGUCGCCCAGCAACACUCAAGAGUCUCAAGUAGAUCAUAACUCACAGUAAAUACCUAACCGGCUGCCAGCAAUCAUCAUGGCUCCCGCUGAACCCAACGCCCUGCCAUUCCGGGCCAAAGCGGAAAUACCGCAUUUUGCGGAGGAGCGGGAUGGCUGGAAAGGCUACGUCGAAUGGGAGAAGUAUCCGGAGAAGAAGAAGCAGGUGCAAGAGCUGAUGAAGAAGUAUGAUUUUCCCGAUCCACCCGAGUUCCAGUUGGUCCCUUUGCCCAAGACGAAUCCCGUCCUCACCGGCGAGCGGUGGAAGCAGUAUCACUAUGCUUGUGGGCUCGACUACAUCCCCAGGGACAGCUGGGACACGGUGCUCAAAGAGAAGUCGGCCGACAUGAUCCAUGUGCUGCAGUUCCCGUACAACGGCGAGCCACCGGGUGAUCGACUCAUCGAGACCGAGAUGACGGACAACAAGGACUUCUUCGUCCGGAACCACGGCGGCAUCCCAGACAUCGACGCCGACCAGUUCACGCUGGACAUCGAAGGGCUGGUCAAGAACCCCAGGACGCUGGCGCUGGCGCAGCUGCAGGACGAGACGCUCUUCCCGCGGCAGAGCAACAUCGUGACGCUGCAGUGCUCGGGCACGCGGCGCAUUGAGCAGAUCCACGAGUACCCGGGCGACGGCGACGAGCUGAUCAACGCGCCGUGGGGCGAGGGCGCCAUCAGCACGGCGCGCUGGACCGGCGUGAGCCUCAAAAGGGUCAUCAAGUACUGCGGCGGCCUGGUGGACGGCGCCGACAACAUCGAGUUCUACGGCGCCGACACGUACUUCAAGAAGGGCAACGUGCACAACUACGUUGUCAGCGUGCCGUGGCGCAAGGUCAAGGUGCACGAGGUGCUGCUGGCCUGGGAGAUGAACGGCCAGCCGCUGCCCAAGAUCCACGGCUACCCGCUGAGGGCGGUGGUGUUCGGCUACAUCGGCGCCCGCAGCUGCAAGUGGCUGUACAAGAUCCGCGCCAUCAAGCAUCCGAGCACGGCGCCGGUGCAGAUGAAGGAGUACCUCUACUACACGCCGCAGGUCGGCAAGCAGAACGCCCAGUACAGCAACGGCUUCUCCAUCCAGGACAUGCCCGUCAGCUCGGCCAUCAUCAGCCCCAAGAACAUGGACCAGAUCAUCCACGACGGCAAAAUCACCCUCAAGGGCUGGGCCUACUCCGGGGGCGGGCACUGGCCGGUCCGCGUCGAGGUCAGCGGCGACGGAGGGUCCAUCUGGUACGAGGUGCCGGCCGAGAACAUGAGCACCAAGUACUUCCACGCCUGGCGGCUCUGGAAGAUGGACCUCCCUGUCGAUGCCGAGGGCUGGCUGGAGUUUUGCGUGAGGACGUGGGACAAUGCCAUGAAUACGCAGCCCACAUACGUGCGGAGCGCUUGGAACUGGGAUCUGCACGUCACCUCCUCCUGCCACCGUGUCAAAAUCUACAGCAUCAACAGGUCGAGACCGGCGACGGCGGCGAGGCUGAAGCAGCUGGAAGCCAACAACAUCCCAAUCGUGCCGAUUACGCGCCCGAUGCCCUUUGACUUGGAGACGGACGACGAGUAUCAUACGGCAAUGCAGUCGAGAGCGUGGCGUGAUCCGCUUGAGUAGGUUGGUCUGACGGUGCUGGGCAGCCUGCAGGCAGCAGUCUCUUGCUCGCGAUUGCCGUACGUGGGCGGUACGUGUAGUGUUAGGACAAGGUUUCAGUGGCCCUCUUUCUAAGAUGAACAGAGCCAGGGGUAGCUUUUCAAGUUCUCCAUGAUGCCAAUCGACCAGUAACUUAGCUUAGGCAAGAACUUGAAAUUGUCUUCAGUUUGGCCAAAAUCUUUGAAUAUCGGUCGGGAACCAACUCCAACUAAACUGUCUAACUACUAGUAGUAUCAUGACCAAACACCGAUAGGAUGGUGCCUC